GCGGCCCGCCGCCCCCCCAGCCCUCAGCCCCUCGCCCGCCGCCGCCUCUUCAAUGGGCAACCUGCUCGGCGGGGUCAGCUUCCGCGAGCCCACCACCGUGGAGGACUGCGAUUCCACCUGGCAGACGGACUCAGAACCCGAGCCUGAGGAGACGGGGUCGGGCGGCGGCGAGGGCCCGGGGCAGGAGCCCGAGGAGCCCGCGCAGUCCCCGGAGCGAGCGGACGGGAGGUCCCGCGCCAGCCCCGCGCCUGACGAAGACGCAGAGGCGGCGGGAGCCGAGCAGGGUAGUGAUUCUACUGAAGCCACUGUCAAGCCAAAGAGAAGUUUCUAUGCUGCAAGGGAUUUGUACAAAUACCGACAUCAAUACCCGCAGAAUUUCAAAGAUAUUCGAUACCAAAAUGACUUGAGCAAUCUUCGUUUUUAUAAGAAUAAAAUUCCAUUUAAGCCAGAUGGUGUUUACAUUGAAGAAGUUCUAAAUAAAUGGAAAGGAGAUUAUGAAAAACUGGAGCACAACCAUACUUACAUUCAAUGGCUUUUUCCCCUGAGAGAACAAGGUUUGAACUUCUAUGCAAAAGAACUAACUACAUAUGAAAUUGAGGAAUUCAAAAAAACAAAAGAAGCAAUUAGAAGAUUCCUUCUGGCUUAUAAAAUGAUGCUAGAAUUUUUUGGAAUAAAACUGAUUGAUAAGACUGGAAACGUUGCUCGGGCAGUUAACUGGCAGGAAAGAUUUCAGCAUCUCAAUGAGUCUCAGCACAACUAUUUAAGAAUCACUCGUAUUCUUAAAAGCCUUGGUGAGCUUGGGUAUGAAAGUUUUAAGUCUCCUCUUGUAAAAUUUAUUCUUCACGAGGCUCUUGUGGAAAAUACUAUUCCCAAUAUUAAGCAGAGUGCUCUGGAGUAUUUUGUGUACACAAUUAGAGACAGGAGAGAAAGGAGGAAGCUCCUGAGGUUUGCCCAGAAACAUUAUACACCUUCAGAGAAUUUUAUCUGGGGACCACCUAGGAAGGAACCCUCAGAAGGAAGCAAAGGACAGAAGAUGCCUGCCCCUCCUGCCUCCAGUCAUAACAGUCAGACUUCCGCACACAAAAAAUCUAAGGACUCCAAAAGCUCUUCCUCGUCUGCUUGUGUGAGUAGCAAAACAGCGGAUGAAAAGAAGGUGACAUCUCAGGAGCCUGAGGAAGAAGCAGGUAAGCCCAGCUCAGAGACCAGCAGUGAAGUUACCAAGCCAAGAAACACAGAUAAGGACAGUCAGGGCGAAAACUCAAACUCACAGCCCGAAAACACAGUUACUGAUCCCACAGACCAGAGGGAGAGUGCAGCUCCUGAGAAAGAAGAAGGAGAAAAUCAUAACAAAGACCUUGAAAAUCCUGGAAAUACAAGUUGUCAUGAUGACGCACCAACACAAUGAACUAUCAGAAAGCCUACGAAUCAGUGUAGGUAAGGGACGAAAAAAUAUGUGUAGUAUGGAAUUUUCCCCAUAGAACACAGAUGAGGUCACAUUUCAGAUUUUAACCAUCUGUUUGUGAUUUUUGUUGGAAGCAUUGUGUUGCUUGGUUUCUUAAAAAUUUUGAACGAUACUGAAUUGGAUAUUAAGUUUUAACACAAGAUCCAAUAAAUGAAUAUAUUCUGUAAUGCUAUUAGGAUGUGAGUUUUUAAAAUCUGUAUAUAAUUACUUUUAAAUUAGUUUCAGGGUAUCUAAAUAAUCAUGUGAUAUGUGAUAGAUCAAAUGUUCUUUCAAGAAAUAACAGAUGCCAUAAAGAGCGCCAAGAGACAAGUUUCAUGUGUUGUCAUACCCGAUUAACUGAUUAAUUCUCUUAAGCUCCAAGAAAGUUUGGUUUUCACAGAUGCUUCUGGAAAGUAGUUGGGGUUCUUCAGUGAUAACACCUUAACAUGUUUAUUUUUGGGUUCUGAUGAUGAGGUGGACGCUCUUGGGAAGCUCUGACCUCCUGGCUCAUCUGACAGUGUUACUGUCCUUUCCUUUUUCCUUCUCUUCAUGCGCAUGCCUGAGCCGCCAUCUCCGCCAGCCAUCACGUGCAUUUCCAGUGUCCAUUAGGAUCCUCUCCUGUCGUGAAAUCUAAGUGGAACAGAGAGGUCUGUUAACUGUAUGCUUUCAAAAUCUUGCUUUGUUUAAAAUAGCGGUAAUGUUCUUUUCUUAGUGCUUAGAAACAAAUUCUGAUGCAAAAAUCCAGGGAAGAAACUUUGCUUUUUGUGGCUCAACACUACAAAUUUGUGGUUGAUUUUUGAGUGCUAAUAACUAAAAAAUGAAAAACCAAGAAAAGAAAUUCACUUUUAAGAGGCAUGCUUCUUACACUGUCAGGGAGACAAUAAUUCCUUUAACCAUGAAUAUUCUGGUGUUUUGUGAAUUAUGAAAUUAAUUAUAUUUAACCCACAAUUAUAUCUCUUUUAUACAUGCAUGUAUGCACACACACACACACACACACACACACACACAUAUAUAAUUUGAUGUAUUUCUAAACUUUUUGAAAUUUGGGGACAGAGUUGAAGUCCCAUAAAAUCAGCUCUAUCGAGGCCUUAACAUGUUAUAAAGCAUUGGUUAAGGACAAAUAAUUUUAUCUCCUAUAGUGUUAUGGCAAAUUGGAAACAAGUUACUAUAAUGAAAAUUGUAAAGAAUACAUAUAAAUAUAGUUCAAACAGUGAAUAGAUAAAGCAUUUUCACUUUAUUUUGGUUACAAAAGUUUACUUUCUGUGUCUCAUAGUCUCUCAGGAAAAGUUCUCGUCAUUGUUCUUCCACAGAAAAUGCUUCCUGUGUCCUGUUCCAUACUCGACCAUGUUGCCUUCCUUACCUCCAUUGAUCCACGUUUGAAGCAGUGGAUUUCUUAAAAAUAAUCAUACCAAUGGUAUGCCUUUAGAAAAAUAAUUUUAUUGCUUUAAAGUUUACAUAAAACAUUCCAGUUCCUAUCUAUACUUUUUCUGUGAAUCUUAGCAGCACUCAUAUUUGUACAACAUAAUAGAUAUCACAUAGAACAGUUUUGCAUUUUUAGUUCUCAUACUGGAUACACUUUUUGCUUGCUCUUGCUUUCCAAAGUUUCAGGGUUUGAGAAUCAAUCUGCUUUUGCAAUUCAGUUUCUUUUUUAUGUAUAAGAAAUAAUAUUCUCCUUCAUGGUGGUUGUUGUAGCAGUGUCUCCAUAGAGCUCCAUAAAUAUUUUUUACAAGGCUUAGGAGAAAAGGCUGUCAAAUUAAACUGAAUGGUGGCAAUAGAGCUAACUUAAUUCAAAGUAUAUUAUUACCAAUUCUGCAUACAUGAAAUAUAUGCUUUCUAAAUCCAUAAUAUUAAAAAUUUGUGAAGAGAUAUUAAAAUAUUGUUACCAGAUAGUAAAAUAAAUUAAUGUAAUCUGAACUACUUAGAAGUGGCAGUAUAUAAAAACUCCUAAAAAUAAAACCAUUUCACCAGCAAUUUAACUUUUACAAUAUUACUCUUACUUAGAGAUUUUAAUUACUUGUUAUAUUUACUAUGAGAAUAUUUAGUUUCAAGGGAAAAACUGCCUGGCUUCCAUCUAACGCGCUAGUCUUUUCUACCAUAGUUAAUUUUUAAUGAGUAUUCAUGUGUUACUUUGUUCCCUACAUUUAACAUGUAUAUAAUUCAUGAGAAAGUUAUUCACUGGAGAAAAGUAAGGGAAUGCAUUUCUUUUACAAAUAAAAUUGAGUGUCUAAAAUUUUUUAUUAUGAAUAUUUUUUACACUUAAUAGUUUUUUAAAUAAGAUCUAUAAAUAGAUAUUUACGUAUGUCUUAGAAUGAAACAGCCUUCUGGGCCUGACUCCUGUGUUUUGUAUGUUUAAAAACUAAAAUAUGCUUGAAGCAAUUUACUGAGAAGCUGUUAUAAAAAAAAAUUCAGAGAUGCAUGGCUAAAUACCUAGGAGUAUUAUUAAAUUUUUGCAAAUAUGUAGUCUUUAUUACUGUAACACAGACUGCGAUGAUACUAAAUAUUGACUGUUGAUAAAAUACUAACUUGCAUUUCAUGGCAGAUAGAGUAUAUUGCUUGAUUAGUAUGUUUCUAAUAUUUUGUGAUUUCAUACAUCAAGGGAGAUAAAUAUGUGAAAAUAUUUUGAAAUAUUGUAAAGUGAUAUUUACUUUUAAGCUAUAUUUCUGUAAAUAGAGAAGAAAGUUUAUAGUAUUAACAGUAUUGUGCCAGUAUAUAUUUCCAUGCUCAAUCUCCUAAGAAGCAACAAAAAAAGGUAGUGAUAGAAGUAAAAGUAUGUUUGUUCUCACUAAAUCCAGUUGUCAAUUCAAAAAUUACAUUAGAUAGUUUGAUUUUGAUUUUAGGUUUUGAGACUGUUUUUUUCCCAUCUUCUAUGAGAAACCGAAACCUACAACUCAGGAGUUAGCAGAGAAGUUCUAAGAGUUUUUGCUCAGCAUUAAAAAUAUAAACAUAUGAAAAUGCUGUCGCCCCUGCUAUAGUCAUUAUAGUUCAUAUUUUUUUCAUUUGAAGUUAUCCAUUCAGCUUUUGGAACUUUCAUGUUUUAAUCUAAAUGAAAGUGUGACUUAGGAAAAAGGGAAAAUAGUAGCAUAGUGUUACAUCUGAGUUAAUCUUUAUAAAAUUAUUCUGGUAAAUAUCCAUAUCAAAUGGUCAAAAUUUGUUUAACUAAUAGAAUAUUUAGUUAUUGUUUCAGUGUCAUUUACCACAUUGUUUUUGAGUUGUGGUUGAGCUGCAUUGGGUCACUGAAUCAAGCAAUUUAAAACUGUAAUUGAGUCUCCUAUUAUUGUCUAUGCUGAGAAAAUAUUCUUGACCUUGAUUAACAGUAAUUGCAUCUACACAUCUUUGAUGUCUGAGUUUAAGGGGAGGGUAUCUUAUCACAAUGUUUUUUUUUUUUAAGAUUUUCAUUUUACGCCACUCAUAGAAGUCCCUUUCUCACUUGAGAAUGUCAAAUAGAAAGUGGACUGAAAUUAGAUGUGCUACAGUCAUUUCAAAUGUAGGUGCAGUUGUAGAGCAAGGUGGCCAGGGUCAAUGAAGAUAUAAAAAAUGAGGAGUGCGUUACCACUGACUUCUUUCAAGUCUGUGUUCUGUACUGCGGACUUCAGGAACAGGCUGGUGUGGAUAAUGCUAGGGGGACUGUGUGUGCCGACUGGUUGCCGCCUGUUCAACCCACUCAGCACACUGUGUUCACAAACUGCAUUUUUAAAAAACCCGUAUUUGUGAAAUUAAAGUGUAGAUUGAAUGCUUGGGGAUUUACAGAUGUGCCUUACUGAAAGGAAAUAGUUUUUAUUCACAAGUUACACUUUUUACUCCAUUGUGAAAUCUUGUCACAGAUAACCAGUUUUUUCAAUGACUUUUAUUUUGGUGCUUUAUCAUUUUGAAGAAAUUUCCAUUUGAGGUGUUAGCAUCGGUUCAUAAAAUGUACUCAGCCACAUUAUUCAACAGUGUGUUAUAGUUGACCAAAAAGGAUUAGAGUAAGAAAGAUUAACCUAUGUUAUUUAUUGAGUUUGUGAUUUUUCUUUGUUUUUCUAUAGCUUGUAAUUUUAAUUUUAAAUAUUCCUUAGUUACUAAAAAUAAUACCUAUCUGUGGUUGCUUCUUGUGCUUAGGUUUAGGUGAAUGUAAAAAAUGAAACUAUGUUAGAGAAAUUAUUAAAAGUUUAAUUCCCAUGAAUGUUUGAAGGAAUCUGAAGUUAAACACUUUUAUGUCAUAAUCUUCAGAAACUUUGAAAAAGCACUGUUCUUGCUAUUUCCUACAUCAAGUAGGGUCAUUUAUCAUUUGCUUUGUUUUCAUUCUUUUGUUUCGGUUAUUUGCAGAAAAUUGUUAACAUGUUUGCUUUCUUGAAUUAAAGUUUUCAUGUGACAGAUAUUAUACUGUGCUUUGCAUAAUGGCCUAAAUGUCAGACUGAAAUAGAUUGUGGAAAGUGGGAGAAACUAAGCAUUUUGAGCCCUUUGAGCAUCCAGGGGAGGCAGAGCCAGCCCUGGGCUGACCACUGGCAUGGCUGGGUCUUCUGAGCCCCCCCAGAUACUGAGGGUGUCAUCUGGAGAAUGUGGGCCACCUUGGACUCCAUAUCAAAUUUUAAUGAACAUCAAUUUUUACAGAAUAUCUAUUGUAAUUUAUUUGCUAUAUCAUUUUUAUAGUUCUGAAAAGUGUACUAUGUCAGUCAUAGGUAUGUUUUUGUAACUGCCUAGGGAAUCAUUGAAAUACCACUCUCCCCACAUCCCAAUUCUCUAACCAAAAUUAUUUGGUUUCUUUAAUUGAUGUAUAUAAAAUAUUUUUGCAAAAUUAUGUGAAGAAGAAAAAUUAGUUUAUGCUAAAGAAUUUUUUCUGAAUCAGCAAAUAUGGAAAAUAUUUGCUUUUAUCUUAAAAUUAUAAAUAAGUCUUUGAUUGGUUAUGUAGUAUAUGUUGCUCCAAAAAGUUCUGUACUCAUUGGUUAAAUGAGCAUGGCUUCAAAGUGAAAAUAUUUAGUUUUUUGUGAAGAAAAUAUAAAUAAAAAUUAGGAAUGGUAACAAGCUAUAGAAAUAAAGUCAUAAUUAAUGCUAAGUUUGUGCAGGUGUCAGAAUCAUUGGAAGGAAGUGAGAAAUGAUCCAGAAAAGCUGCCUGUUGGGGAUGUAUUAUGGUUUAGUUCUACACUACAAACCUGUGCCAGGAUCAGGACUCUGGAAACAAGACCAUUAGUAUUUCCAGCUGAGCAUUGAAUUCUGUCUACUCCAUUAAAAACCUUCCAGUGGACUGAUAUGUAUAAUCAAGUGAGUAGAUAGCAAGUUUAAUUCCUCCGUGUAAACCAACAGUGGGUGGUCUUUACUAACAACAAGUUAAGUUGAGGGAUUAGCUGCAGUUUAGAGAAGGAUGCAGUGACAGGUGGUUUGGGAGGGAAGCAGCUGUCUCCCAAACCUGCCAGAGUGGACAAUGUCUUUGUUGUAUGAACAAAUAAAGGCCUGGUGUUUGAUCCUUCGAUGAGUAUCUGUUUUUCCUUUGAAAGAAAGGGCUUUGACUGUUGUAUCCUAACUUCAAAUUUUGUUCCUUUU
This is a messenger RNA of Ochotona curzoniae (black-lipped pika), 6955 nucleotides long. RefSeq names its product opioid growth factor receptor like 1 (gene OGFRL1). The transcript is spliced from 7 exons. Gene Ontology annotation, molecular function: opioid growth factor receptor activity. Lineage: Eukaryota; Metazoa; Chordata; Mammalia; Lagomorpha; Ochotonidae. The coding region runs from base 53 to 1405 and encodes 450 amino acids. The record is from RefSeq and is a predicted model, not a curated record. Gene Ontology annotation, cellular component: membrane.